UAACCAUUUCAUUGUAAAAUACGUUUUUAAAUAACGCAUAUAAUCAUUUUUUGUGUAAAUUCUCCAUAAUUUUUGAGCCAAUUUUAUAUAAUGUGAUUUGUAGCUUAUUAGCAAAAUUGCCAGUGUUUUUUCUCCCCUGCUUGAUCGUAGCCACAGUCGCUAUGCAGUCAGCUGUAAGAAAAGCUCAAGUGGAUUAAAACCCUCAUCAAGAUGCAUGUGCUACUUCUGAAAGAGCCAAGAGAUGGAGACUCUGGACCUGAUCCUUACAUCAAGGAGUUGGCGUCACAUGGACACAAAGCAACCCUAAUCCCUGUGUUGUCUUUCAAGUUCGUGUCGCUGAACACCUUGUCAGAUAAGCUUUUCCAGCCCGACAAACACGGAGGUCUCAUUUUUACCAGUCCAAGAGCAGUGGAGGCUGCAAAGAUGUGCUUAGAGGCAGAAGAGAGAAGGGAAGAAUGGAACAAUUCCAUUAAAGAGAAAUGGAACGCCAAAUCCAUUUAUGUGGUUGGGAAGGCCACUGCAGCAUUAGUACGAAAUCUAGGUCUGAAUCCUCUGGGCGAGGACACCGGCACAGCAGAAGUUCUGUCACGUCUCAUCCUUGAACGAGAGGACACAAAUAUUUUACCGCUUUUCUUCCCCUGUGGCUCGAUCAAAAGAGAGGUUUUGCCCACGGCUUUGAGGGAAAAUGGAGUGCCCCUCGAGACGCUGACUGUCUAUCAAACGGCUGAACAUCCAGAUCUGGAGAAGAAUCUAAAGAACUUCUUCAAAGAGCAGGGCACCCCAGCCAGCGUAGCUUUCUUCAGUCCAUCAGGAGUGAAGUUUUGCCUUGAAGUGGUGCGAAGGCUGUCGGGUGAUCAGCUCACUCAGAUAAAGUUUGCAGCAAUAGGACCUACUACAGAAGAAGCUAUGACAGCAGAAGGUCUGUGUGUCAGCUGCGCCGCACAGAAGCCAACAGCUGAACACCUGGCAGCAGCGAUAGCUAAGGCUCUACAGUAGCAGAACAUUAUCAAAUCCAUCCACUGUCUGCUUUGUCUCAGUAUAUUCUGCACCGUCUAUUCAUAUUUUAUCUGCGUUUUAAUUUCCUGGCUUUUGUUACUACCUUUGUGUUUGUUUUGCACUGUGAAAUUACACAAUUGCUUUGGUUUUGCUUGUAUUUGGCAAGGCAUUUUCCAAGAUGUGAAUGUUUUAAAUGAAUGUAAAUCCAUUUGGUGGCAUAUUUAUGUUGAGCUUGUUUGAGAAAGCUAAUGUACAGUUUAUUUUUGGAAAUAAAUCUCAUGCAGUGAGUUGACGCGG
Molecule: messenger RNA, 1293 nt
Organism: Myripristis murdjan (pinecone soldierfish)
Lineage: Eukaryota; Metazoa; Chordata; Actinopteri; Holocentriformes; Holocentridae
Gene: uros
Product: uroporphyrinogen III synthase
Exons: 10
Coding region: 211-996 (261 amino acids)
Biological process (GO): uroporphyrinogen III biosynthetic process
Cellular component (GO): cytosol
Molecular function (GO): uroporphyrinogen-III synthase activity
Source: RefSeq, a predicted model, not a curated record